GCAAAAACCCAAGCUCACCUACCUUGCCAGGAAACCCGAAGAGUUUCCCUCUUAGUGGUGGUUCUUGGGAAGGGCUGGCAGCAAAAGAUAAGACAGGAUGGGUCUCGCCUACAACGUCUACCUGACCUCCAACAAAAUUUUCGGAUGCAAGCAGUGUAAAACGCACCUUGCGGAUUAUGACGACAUCAUCAGCCGGAAUUUCCGGGGCCAACAUGGCAAAGCGUACCUAUUUAACAACGUCGUCAAUAUCACCCAGUCCGAAGCCGUGGAGCGUAGCAUGACCACCGGGCGGCACGUUGUCCGGGACAUCAUGUGCAGACAAUGCAGAGAAACGGUAGGGUGGAAGUAUGACAAGGCGUACGAGAAUAGCGAGAAAUACAAGGAGGGGAAGUUCAUUCUGGAAGAAGAGCUCCUGUGCGUGGUAUGCUAAGGGGGAAAAGCCAAGUGUACCUUCUCUUCUGCCCAGGGCAUAGGAAGACCGGCGGAUUGGCAGGCAAGGAUCUCGUGAAGGCCUCCUCUCCCAUGUGGGCUCUCCUUGCAAGAACUAAUUCAUAUAGUAAGCAGUUUUUUUUUUUUUUUUUUUUUUUUUUUUCUCUCUUUCUCAUUAUGGCGCAAUGUGAACGGCGUUAUGAUGGAGUGUAUUAUUUUUUUGGACAAGUUUAAGCCGGGUCAAAGUCAUGCUUC
Aspergillus ochraceoroseus IBT 24754 is the source of this 684-nucleotide messenger RNA. RefSeq names its product putative Yippee zinc-binding protein Moh1. Gene Ontology annotation, cellular component: ubiquitin ligase complex. NCBI's taxonomy places the organism in Eukaryota, Fungi, Ascomycota, Eurotiomycetes, Eurotiales, Aspergillaceae. The transcript has 3 exons. The coding region runs from base 98 to 430 and encodes 110 amino acids. The record is from RefSeq and is a predicted model, not a curated record.